This is a messenger RNA of Aphanomyces invadans, 1902 nucleotides long. RefSeq lists its product as hypothetical. The transcript has 2 exons. Gene Ontology annotation, molecular function: phosphoric diester hydrolase activity. Gene Ontology annotation, biological process: lipid metabolic process. The coding region runs from base 31 to 1161 and encodes 376 amino acids. NCBI's taxonomy places the organism in Eukaryota, Oomycota, Saprolegniomycetes, Saprolegniales, Verrucalvaceae. The record is from RefSeq and is a predicted model, not a curated record.
GGCGUCUGGAAUGACCAAGGCCAAGCACCCAUGGCCUUCUCCAUGUGUGUGUCUCUGCUUGGUAGUGGUCUUUUUUUAGUUCUAGCUUCAUUUCGACCUCUGCCUCGUGAGCCACAUCCCUCUGCCCUCACGUGGGUGGUGUGCUCGGCGACCAUCAUGCUGUCCUUGUUUCGUCGGUCUCCACUCAUAUCGCCUCAGCCGCCGGCAUCGUUAGCGACGUGGAUCACAGACAGCUCCAUCCAAGUGCGGCAACGUCCACUCAAUCAGGUCGUGUUCCCUGGAAGCCACAACUCUGGCACAUAUGCCAUCACAGGCAACAUCGUGUCUGGAGAUUGCGACCCCAGGUUGGUGCCUUACGUCCAACGGUGUCGAUUCGUGUCGUCGUUCGUGGCGCGAUGGGCAGCAUGCCAGCGAAUGUCCAUCACGCAGCAACUGCAUGCAGGCAUUCGUUACCUUGACUUGCGCGUCCAGGCACUCCCGAAUGGAGAUAUUCGACUGUGCCACAGCUUGUGCUCGAUCACCCUCCACAACUGCUUGACCCAAAUUCGUGCAUACCUCGAUGCAUACCCCAAUGAGCUAAUACUGCUCGAUGUGAACCACAUUUAUGUGAGCGAUCCUUCGCAAUACGCUCAAAUUUGUCAGCAAGUUGUUUUGCAACUCGGUCGCGAUUGCAUCGCCACAAGGGCCGAAACACCAGCAACGAGCACGUUGGCUUCGCUCAACCUCCAUCAUGUCCAAGUCGUGCUCAUCUACCACCACGAACCCACGGCAAUGCUUCUGAACGUGUGGGGGGCGAAUCAUAUCCGAUCGCCAUGGCCCAACGCUUCGUCCACAUCUAAAGUGCUCCGAUACAUCGAUGCCUCGCUGGUGGACCGCAAGCUUAGCGUUGACCAAAUGCACGUGACGCAGCUGGUGGCGACCGCCCGGCCGCUCGACUUGGUGUGUCACUUCAGUCUGUUAAGCUUUGCCAAGACGUUGCUAGCUCAUGCACUCCCAUGGCUCAAGCAACUUGCGCAGCAACGAGACGCUCGAACGAAAGCGUGUAAUGUCGUGAUGGUCGACGACUGUGGCGCCCACCAGUACCAACUCAUCCAAGCCAUCCUGACCCUGAACAAGACCAAGGCUGGCCAAAAUGACGCUCACGUCGACCUCAAUCGAUAGUAGGAGAACAAAUUCUGCAUGGAGUACCAAUCAUCUAUACUGCAGAAUGGUCGUUGUGCAUGGAGGAUUUCGGAGUGUCGAGGUAAGGACGCACAUGCCACGGAGGUGCCAAGGAUGUCUAUUCAACACAAUUUCGAUGGCCAUUCACGUCAUUUCUGGAGAGUUGGGUCGAGUUCAGCCGGCACAGCCAUCACAUCGUGGACUCGGUCGAAAACAAGUCAUUCCUGCUGAUCAAGUGCUGCUGAGUACCGCUGGCUCCUUUCGCGUUGUCUGGGACUCAAGUGUGGUGGAGAUGAAGAUCGUUCUGUUUAAAAUAGAUAUGUCUUUACUUCAGUCUACACGCCCUUCUUGCGCAGGGUGUGGAAAUGUACGAACGACUUCUUAGCAGGUUUGCCCGCCCCCUUCUUCUUCUUGGCCAGAAUAGCAUGGUCCUUGCGGUUCGUCUGCUUGAUAUCUUUGCUUAACAAGAUGGAUCCAACAGCCCCUUUCGCGAUCACACCGUCCAGCGUAUCAUCCACCACUGGCGUCACCAUCGCAGGCUUCGAGCUACCGAACGCGUUCUUGAGACUUGCAAACGAACUGCCCUGCUGAGACUCGAUAGCCUUCUUCAGCUCAGCUUGGACCUUGGCUUCCUUUUUCUCCUGAUCAGCCUUUCCGAUCGUCGCACGGAGCUCGCGGCGCCAGUACUUCUUGAUCUUAGACCUGAUGCUCUUCGCCAUGUUGUUUGGAAUGAGGUCAACC